UUAAUCGCAAUGUGUAUUUAAAAAUUCCCGACCUGUAUCCAAAUUAUACUAACCUGCCAGAGACGCUAAAUUAUCGAUCUCUAAUUGUUUUCUCGUUUAAUAUUAUUAUAUGCCACUUGAUCCCCUUGUCUUCUAAAUUUUCAGCUCUAUUUUCCAAUUGGUUUGAGAUUGCUUGGAAAUCGUUAAAAUUUGAAAUUAUUAUUGUUGAUAUGAUCAAAGAAAAAUAACAAUAAUUUGUUGAUAAUUUCAUCGUCGAAAUCACGACUAUUUCUGUAUUUUUAGUUACAGAUUGAAAACUAUGACUUGUACUUUUUGAUUUUCGUGGGUUUUAUGUUGCUAGACGUAACUCAAAGCAAUUUUAUUGGAUGGAGAGAUGAUUUUUGUCAGAUUGGACAAAUGGAGGACAUAAUUUUCAGUAAUUUUCAACAUUUUCAUCUAUUAAUUUUGGAUUAAAUUUAAUUUUGCAUACUUCAUCUGCUUAUGUGUAACGACUAAACGUAAUUCAAGUUUAUUCUCGAUUGCGCCCAUUUCAAGUUUCGUUUAGAUGAUUUUGUCUAUUUUUUAAUUUGACUACGAAGAAUUGACGCUUAAUGGUGCCUUGAAAAGUUAAGCUGAUUGUAAAAAUUUGAAAUGGUUGGUUACGAUCCGAAACGCAAUCCUAAAUUCACCAGUUUUGAUUACACUCUGGCUGGUGCUAUGUCUGGUUUCAUCACUCGAGGUUUAUUCCAACCCUUUGACGUUGUUAAGAUUCGCUUUCAAUUACAAGUGGAACCAAUAUCCAAGUCAGCUGGUCAAUCGAAGUAUAAAAGUUUAAGCCAAUGUGUCAAAUGUAUAGUUAAAGAAGAAGGAGUAAAAGCGCUCUGGAAAGGCCAUGUUCCUGCACAGUAUUUGUCGAUUGUUUAUGGAGCAGUUCAAUUUUGGAGUUAUGAGGCAGCAACAAAAACAGUUUACUCAAGUCGAAGCGAGUUGAAGAACGAUAAAUUCUUGGUUAAUUUUGGAUGUGGUGCAUUUGCCGGUGGCGUAGCUUCAUUUACCUCCUUGCCUUUUGACGUAGUGAGAACUCAUUUGGUUGCACAAGGAAAAGAUAAAGUGUUGAACAAUUUUCGCCAUUCUUUUGGUUACAUCUAUAAACAGGCCGGUUUCAAAGCUUUUUAUCGAGGACUGAGCCCUUCUUUAAUACAAAUAUUACCGCAUGCGGGUUUUCAGUUCUCGUUUAAUCGAUUAGCAAAUCAUGUUUGGUGCUCAGCUUUCCCAUCAUCUUCUGUCACUGAACCAACAGCCAUUCAGAGUUUCUUCUGUGGAGGUGUUGCCGGUACCUGUGCUAAAACAUUAGUCUAUCCUCUUGACCUUGCAAAAAAACGUCUUCAAAUUCAAGGGUUUGGUCAAAUUCGGAAAAACUUUGGCGUUACUAUGUCUUAUAAAGGUUUCUUCAAUUGUUUAUUAAUAAUAAUUAAAACUGAAGGCCCAACUGGACUAUUCAAAGGCCUAACUCCAAGUCUUUUAAAAGCUUUCAUAACUACAGCAUCACAUUUCCUUUUUUAUGACCAAAGUUUGAAAGCCAUUCUUUGGGCUAAAUCCUAGUCUGAAUAGUUCUUGAUAACAAUUUUCAAAAACAAUUUUUAAUCUAGUCAAUGAAGAUUUUAAUCAUUGUUACUGUAUUAUAACAGUUAGCAAAAAUGUAAAAUUAUGGUAACUUCCCAAAGAUUACUGACAAAUACAUUUGUGAAAAUGUGCAAAAUCACUCAAAAAUUUUAAAGAUUCAAAUUAUGUGAAUCAUGAAUCAAUUUUAUACACAGAAAAGAAUAGGAAUUCAAGUCUUAUUUUUAACUGUAGCUACUGUAUAGUUUGAAAAUAUAUUUUAAUAAAUCUACUCUUUUAACUGGAA
This is a messenger RNA of Tetranychus urticae (two-spotted spider mite), 1885 nucleotides long. RefSeq names its product Thiamine pyrophosphate carrier protein 1 (gene Tpc1). Gene Ontology annotation, biological process: transmembrane transport. The record is from RefSeq and is a predicted model, not a curated record. Lineage: Eukaryota; Metazoa; Arthropoda; Arachnida; Trombidiformes; Tetranychidae.